Messenger RNA from Poecilia latipinna (sailfin molly), 3448 nucleotides. RefSeq names its product neurotrophic tyrosine kinase, receptor, type 1 (gene ntrk1). Gene Ontology annotation, cellular component: plasma membrane; axon; signaling receptor complex. Gene Ontology annotation, molecular function: ATP binding; transmembrane receptor protein tyrosine kinase activity; neurotrophin binding. The coding region runs from base 222 to 2702 and encodes 826 amino acids. The transcript is spliced from 18 exons. Gene Ontology annotation, biological process: positive regulation of phosphatidylinositol 3-kinase/protein kinase B signal transduction; positive regulation of kinase activity; positive regulation of neuron projection development. NCBI's taxonomy places the organism in Eukaryota, Metazoa, Chordata, Actinopteri, Cyprinodontiformes, Poeciliidae. The record is from RefSeq and is a predicted model, not a curated record.
GAACUCCUGAUGCUGCAGCACACCAAGAGAGUUUGGACAUGUUUCGCUCACAGCUUUGCUUAGUCUGAAGAUGUUGCAUCUCUUUCUAGCCCAGCUGCACAAAGCAAACCCCAAAAAGAUGAAUCAGCUUGAUGUUGAGGAGCUGAAAUGUCUGCAAGGAUUCCCGACAUUAACCAGAAACAACUGCUUCAGGAUGAAUCACAGGAAAACAUGUCUGUCUAAUGCACCUAAAAAUUGGCGAUACUUCCCUCAAAGAGAUGGAUGUGGCACCCAGGGCCCUGGCGCUCCUCUCCCCCCUGGUGCUCGCCCUGCUCAGCCUGUCGCCUGCACCCGCCUUGGGAGGAUGCCCGUCUGCUUGCCGGUGCUCUUUUGCCAUGCUGCAGUGCCUGGAGCCCAAUGGGAUAAGCAGCAUCCCGCCACUGGCGCUACAAGAGAGUGAGAACGUGACGGAAAUCUACAUUGAAAACCAAGCAGGUCUGGAGAACAUAACAGAGGCCAACCUUGCUAACUACAAAGAGCUGAAAAAUCUAACCGUCACAUCAUGUAAACUGAGGUUCAUUUCUGCGAACGCUUUCCAGAACAACCAGAAGCUGCAGUAUGUGAACUUGGCAUCGAACUUUCUGGAGCACAUCAGCUGGAGAGUGUUUCAUUUUCUGCCUCUGCUCAACCUGAUUUUAAGGGACAACCCUCUCAUCUGCUCAUGUGACCUCUUCUGGCUGCAGCAAUGGCAGAACGAGGAUCGUGGCGAUAUCGACAGCCAAAUGCUGUUUUGCUUGUCCAACGAUGAGGAAUUUCCCCUCAGCUCUUUGGUGAUCGAUAAUUGCAGUUUGCCUGAGGUGACCAUUAACCCACCACAACUGAAGACCAGAGAGGGAGGAAACCUCAUGUUCGAAUGCCAUGUGACGGGAAGUCCCACCCCCAAAGUGAUGUGGCAAACAAAAGAACUUGCAUCUAACUUUACUGUCCAGGAGAUAAUCACGGGCUCCACGUUAACUCUGGUGCUUCUUCUCACCAACGUCUCCUUCAAGGACAACAUGCACAACCUGACAUGUGAGGCUGAGAACCAAGCUGGGCCCAACGAGGGGAUGGUGCAAUUGGACAUUGAGUUUCCAGCCAAAAUCAUCUUCUUCAAGGACGCCGUGAAGCACCACAACUGGUGCUUCCCGUUCGUCGUGGACGGGAAUCCUGAACCGUACAUCUCCUGGUUCUUCAAUGGAGAACCGUACAAAAACAACAAAAACUUCAUCUUCAUACAGUUCAUCACGGACUCGAACGACGGGUCAGUGAAGCAUGGCUGCCUAACCUUAGACAAGCCGACCCACAUGAACAACGGAAACUACACUCUGGUUGCGGUGAACAAGCUCGGAGGGGAAAAUGCCACGGUUUUCGGGAUGUUUAUGGAAAAUCCUUUUGAUCAAGGUGAUCCAGAGGGGAUCAUUAUUGUCUCUAAUGGGUAUCCAAGUCCAUCAAACAAACCGGUUGUGGACAUUACAGAGAAUUCAGGGAGUCGGGUGUUUGUGGUCUCUGUUGCUGUGGGCCUCGCUGUCUUCACCUGCAUCUUUCUGCUCAUCACAGUUUUGAUCAUUAACAAGUGCGGUCAGCAAACCAAGUUUGGUAUUCACCGCUCAUCAGUUCUCGGUAAGGAGGAUGACCUGGCCGUCUCACUCCGCUUCAUGAAUUUCGGGACCAGCCCGCCUUCCUCCGACGAAGACUCUGGUUUAUCAAGUUUUGUGGAGAACCCACAGUACUUCUGUGGCAUCAUCAAGGACAAAGACAUGUGUGUGCAGCACAUUAAGCGGCAGGACAUUGUGUUGAAGUGGGAGCUAGGUGAAGGAGCGUUCGGCAAAGUCUACCUGGCAGAGUGUGCGAACCUCAGCCCCGACAGCGACAAGAUGCUGGUUGCCAUUAAGACUCUGAAGGAUGCCAACGAGUCGACGCGGCAGGACUUCCAGCGGGAGGCCGAGCUGCUGACGGUCCUGCAGCAUCAACACAUCGUGCGUUUCUACGGCGUGUGCACAGACGGCGAGCCGCUGGCCAUGGUGUUUGAGUACAUGAGACACGGAGACCUCAACCGCUUCCUUCGAGCUCACGGGCCGGACGCUCGGAUCCUGGAGGAGUCCAAGUUGCCCGCGCUGGGGCAGCUGACUCUGCCCCAGAUGCUGCAGAUCGCCGCCCAGAUCGCCUCAGGCAUGGUUUACCUGGCGUCGCUGCACUUCGUCCACCGUGACCUGGCCACACGCAACUGUCUGGUGGGAGAAGGCCUGGUGGUGAAAAUCGGAGACUUCGGUAUGUCCAGAGACAUCUACAGCACAGACUACUACCGGGUACGUGUCUGGAGGUCCACCAACAUUUUAGCUGGUUCUGUUUAUAUUUCUUCUGUGUGGUUAAGUGUUUUGUUGGAUGUGGCUCUGGUGACGGGCGUCUUCUGCUCACUUAAUCAGGCAAAGGUUAACGGCAGUAAAAAGAGUCUGGUGGAGAUCCUCCACAGCGCGCCGAUGUUACUUCCAUCCCAACAGGCCAUUGAAUGCAUCACGCAGGGCCGGGAGCUGGAGCGGCCCCGGACCUGCCCCAAGGAGGUGUACCAGCUGAUGCACGGCUGCUGGCAGAGGGAGCCCCAGCAGAGGAUGGUCAUCAAGGACAUCCACAGCCGCCUGCUGGAGCUGGUCAAGAACCCGCCCGUUUACCUGGACAUCCUGGGCUGACGCGGGCCAGACGCAGCCAGGGAGCAGAAAUCAAAGACUCAAAGAGUCGGGAUUUACGUAAACGGCUUAUGUUGCUUCAUUUAAGGCUUUAUUUUAAGUUUGGAGAUAAGCUUUUCUCCCCAUUUCUACUUGACUCAGAGUCCUGCUUUCUGCCCUGAGCUGCUCUGGAAAAAUGUCAAAUGUUUACCAAAGUGUUGAAAAGUUUAUCUGCUGUGGGAUCAGUGGGAUGGGACGUGCAUGGAAAGUGUUGAAGAUUUGUUCAAAUUUUGCAACUUAAAAGAAAAAGUGUUUUCUGGAUUUGGAUGCAGCAGGAAGGUAUUUGUGUAACUGAUCUGAGUGGGGGGUUCAUGUAAAUGUAAAUAAGAAAAACCCAAUGAAUGUUUUUCAUGUGUCAAGUUGUCUGUAUCAUAUACUUAUUUUUUAAAAAAGAAAAAGAUUUGUUGAAUAUGAAGUGGAGAGAAUAAUCCCCAUGUUUACAUUUAAUGUUGACAGAAAUGCGUUUCCAGUCAGCGGCGGUUUGACCUGCGACACACACGCCACACUGGCUUUUUCUUCAAAAUUAGCAACAUUUUAACAUGCGACUGUGAGAAAGAAAAAAAAAAAAUCAAAGCACUGCAGUGAAAUCUGGUAAGAGGGCGAGAUGGAGGGGGGGUGAAAGCCUGAGAUGGUUUGAGAGGCAACAGAUGGAUUAAAGAGUAACUCCAGGAGGGACAGAUGGCGCUGGAAGAGAAACUGGAGAAAAAAAA